Penicillium longicatenatum is the source of this 1596-nucleotide messenger RNA. Its product is annotated as MFS transporter. The transcript has 7 exons. Gene Ontology annotation, biological process: transmembrane transport. The coding region runs from base 1 to 1596 and encodes 531 amino acids. Lineage: Eukaryota; Fungi; Ascomycota; Eurotiomycetes; Eurotiales; Aspergillaceae. Gene Ontology annotation, molecular function: transmembrane transporter activity. The record is from RefSeq and is a predicted model, not a curated record.
AUGGACAAAAUACAUUCUGAAAAGAAGAGCUCUCCAAGGCCGGAGGAUCAGAGCGAUGAAGGAACGGGAAAGGUCAUUCCCCUUGAUGACAGCGAAGUUGAGCAGUUCUACGGCUCUUCAACCACGCAGUCGUACCGGCUCAAAUCGGAACUGGUGGGUAAAUGCAUGGAAGAGAUUGGUAUGGGAAGGUUCCAAUGGAAACUCUUCGUGAUUACCGGAUUUGGCUGGAUCGUGGACAACUUCGCCUCACAAGGCAUCGGCAGCGUGCAACCUCCCAUCGAGCAAGAAUUCUCCGAUAUCACCAAAAUCAGCUACAGUUCUGUUGCUUAUUACGUCGGUCUUAUCAUUGGCGCCUCGUUCUGGGGUCUCUCUAGCGACUUGAUCGGUCGUAAACCCGCAUUCAACUGCACACUCCUUAUUGCAGGUAUAUUCCUCUGUGCAACGGCCGGAGCGACGAACUUUGUCGCAUUCAGUGCUUUCUGGGCUGUCAUCGGUACUGCAGCCGGAGGGAAUGUACCUGUAGAUUCGAUGAUAUUCUUGGAGUUUGUCCCUGGAAGUCAUCAAUACCUGCUCACUGCUCUUUCUGCGUGGUGGAAUCUGGGUCAAUUGAUCGUCUCCCUACUUGCAUGGGUAUUUCUGGCCAAUUUCAGCUGUCCGACAGAUGCAACUCCAGCAACAUGCUCUCGAAGCGAGAAUAUGGGUUGGAGGUACACGAUGAUUACACUUGGAGGCCUCUCCCUCGCUUUCACCUUUAUUCGCAUGUUCCUCUUCAAGCUACCCGAGACCCCCAGAUACCUCCUAUCCCAGGGACGAGAUCAGGAUGCCGUCGAUGCCGUGAACUACGUCGCAAAACAAAACGGUAAACCCGAGCCACUCACAAUAGGCAUGCUCCGCGAGAUCGAUGCCCGAUUAGGCCUAAUAGUCAACGAAGAGGAAGUGCGCACAAAACUUUCCGUCAAAGAGAUCGUUUCCGAGAACAUGGAAGCCUUCACAGGCAAGCACUACCGUGGCCUUUUCGCAACACGGAAACUCGCACGGCAAACUAUUGUGAUUUGGGCUGUGUGGCUAACUGUUGGCAUUGCGUAUCCACUAUACUUCAAUUUUCUGCCGUCGUACCUUGCUACAAAGUUCACUUCGGAUUCCUCCCUCUACCUCACGUACCGCAAUUACUGCAUCGAAUCAGCCGUUGGAAUCGUCGGUCCCCUAUCCGCUGCUAUAUCGGUGAAUACCCGUUUAGGUCGACGCUGGAUGAUGGGUAUAUCGGCAGUAGUCACGGCCGUUUUCCUAUUUGCCUAUGUAGGCGUCAGCAACCCGACCUCCAGCUUGGCGUUCUCUUGUAUCACCGUUCUUCUAGCCAAUUUCGAAUAUGCGAUCAUGUAUGCAUUUACGCCCGAGUCAUUCCCCGCUCCUCACCGUGGAACUGGAGUAGGCACUGCUGCUGCGUUGCUGCGGUUCGGAGGUCUUGUGGCUAGUUUGAUCUCGUCACAGACGGGAUUCACCAGUGCACCCAUUUAUGCUAGUGCUGCUCUGUGGGUUCUUGUUGGUGUUUAUUGUCUUGGUAUACCGUAUGAGACACAUGGACAUGAUGCCUUGUAG